Sarcophilus harrisii (Tasmanian devil) is the source of this 2708-nucleotide messenger RNA. Its product is annotated as CCR4-NOT transcription complex subunit 7-like. Gene Ontology annotation, cellular component: CCR4-NOT core complex; CCR4-NOT complex; P-body. Gene Ontology annotation, molecular function: poly(A)-specific ribonuclease activity; nucleic acid binding. Bases 142 to 1215 code for a protein of 357 amino acids. NCBI's taxonomy places the organism in Eukaryota, Metazoa, Chordata, Mammalia, Dasyuromorphia, Dasyuridae. The record is from RefSeq and is a predicted model, not a curated record. The transcript has 2 exons.
GCCACAGAAGGCUGUCUCUAUGGUGAGCGGGAGGCGGCGACUGAGGAGGCGGAGAAGCGCGACCGCAGCGGCCCCGGCGCAGGUACCAAAGUAAAGGCGGACCACAGAGGGAUUUGGGGAGGCGAAUCUUUACUCGGCUCAAUGAGAAGCUGCUGCAGCUCGCUAGUGCCGGACGGCUCUCCGCCGCGCGCUCCACCUCAACCCACCAUGCCAGCCGCCCGUGCAGAGCAGAGCCCGCGGAUCCGGGAAGUUUGGGCUUGCAACCUGGACGAGGAGAUGAAGAAAAUGCGACCCGUUAUCCAGAAAUACAAUUACGUGGCUAUGGAUACGGAGUUCCCAGGUGUGGUGGCGAGACCUAUCGGAGAAUUCAGAAGCUACGCCGACUACCAGUACCAACUGCUGAGGUGCAAUGUGGACUGGCUGAAGAUCAUCCAGCUGGGGCUGACGUUCAUGAACGAGCAAGGAGAGUGCCCCCCGGGAACCUCCACGUGGCAAUUCAACUUUAAAUUCAAUCUGAAGGAAGAUAUGUACGCCCAGGAUUCCAUAGAGCUCCUGACCAUGUCCGGGAUCCAGUUCAAGAAACAUGAAGAAGAGGGGAUCGAGACCCAGUAUUUUGCGGAGCUCCUGAUGACAUCGGGAGUGGUGCUGUGUGACGGGGUCAAGUGGCUAUCCUUUCACAGCGGCUACGACUUCGGCUACUUCAUCAAGAUGCUCACCAACUCUCCUUUGCCCGAAGAAGCCCGCGACUUUUUCGAGAUUCUCCGACUGUUCUUUCCGGUCAUCUAUGAUAUCAAGUACCUCAUGAAGAGCUGCAAAAACCUCAGGGGUGGACUGCAGGAAGUGGCCACUCAGCUGGAGCUGGAGCGCAUAGGGUCCCAGCACCAGGCAGGGUCCGAUUCGCUACUCACAGGUAUGACCUUUUUCAAAAUGAGAGAAAUGUUCUUUGAAGACCACAUCGAUGAUGCCAAGUAUUCUGGCUACCUGUACGGCCUCGGUUCGGGAGCUACCCACGUCUACAACAACGGUCACCCCGGCUUCCAGAAUCGCUUCCCGGGCCCCUACCACAGCAACUACCCGAGAGGCUUCCAGGGCAUCCAUUAUAUUCAGUACAGCAGAGAUUCAGUAUGGAGAGGAGACCCGCAAGCAUUCAUGAGCAUGCAAGAGGUGCCAGCGUUUGAGGGUGAGGAUCCUCAAUUCUACACCUAUGGAGAAUGAAUCUGCUCAGAUCCCCUGUUUCAGUAGAAGGUUGAAGUUUCCUUGAUGUUUGCUUGAAAAUUGAUCAUCUGCCAGUUUUACACAGCAUUCCCUUGUUUUGGACCCAUGUUCACUGUGCUGCAAAUUGUUGACUCAGCUAAGCUAAUCCAAGAAGGAAAAGGAGAAUUUAGUGACUGCUUUUCCUGAUGUUUCAUCUUCCAAACACCUUUAGUGUUCUUGGUUUUGAAUUGGUAUAUGUAUUAGAUCUGUGAUUGACUAAAUGUUUUAAUCUAGCUUUACCCACUUCAGCAAAGUCCCUUGUAACUGGCUUUUCAAGUUCUGUCGGGGAGCUGGCAUCCAAGGAGCAUCAGCCUGAACUUCUGUUGACAGCAUCAUUCCUUUUAUUGCCCUUUUGCCUUUUAAUUCUACUAACAUUUCUUUUUUCUCCUCAUUCCUGUCCCACCCUUUAAAAAUAGUAAUGUUUACUAUGUAAUUUGAUGAUUCUGCAAGUCAGCUUCAUAAUAGAAAGUCCAAAGAGAGCAAAGUCACCUUAGUUAUAUUUUAUACCAAAUUAAAUUUGAAGAAAUAAAAUUGUACUUUUGUAGUUGCUAGAAAGACAAAAGUAAUUCAGAGCCUUGUUGUAAAACAACAAAAAGUCCCUUAAAUGAACUUGAAUAAUUUUAGUUAUCCAAGGACUAUAAUGAUUAUUUAUUUUUGUGUGUAUAUUUUUGCCAUAUAUUUUCUAUCUAUUGACAGAAAUAACUGUGAAGUACUUUCUUAGCCAAGCAGAUUAUGUGACCAGGCCAGAGCACAUGAAGGAAGAAUUUGGUCAUUAGUAAUCAAAUACUAGCCAGAAAUGAUAGAUGGCAAGUGUGUAUGUAUAUGUUACCUGCACUUCAAUCAGUAUUAUCUGUUUUCCAGAUGGGCUUGUCUCCCUUAUCUUUUAAUACUCUUUUCUCAUUAAGUUUGCUAGAACCUUGACUCACUGGGAAAUAUUCAUUGAAUGAACCUCAAAGGAGUUUGGUGGUAGUGAGAGAUGGCAAAGGAGAGAAAGGAAUAUUCAAACUCCUUCACUGUGAUGGAGUGGGAAGAAGAGUGGGAGUUAGUUGUGGGGAGAGCAGGAAAAUGAGUAAAAGUGCAACCAUAGCAAGGUCUUGAUGAGGGCAGGAAGAAGAGAGGAGUGGAAAAGGAGAAGCUGGUAUCACUCCUAAUGCCCAGUCCAGUGCCAUGUACAGAGCAGGAAUUUGAUGAAUGUAUUGUUCUUAGACCCUUUGGCUUCCUUCUAGGCUCAGGCCAAGGGACAUCUUCUGCAGGAGGCCUUUCCCAGCUCCCUCAGCUGCUAGUGCCUUCCCCUCGCAUAUUGCCUUUCACCUAAUCUGUCUAUAUAUAUAUAUAUAUAUAUAUUGUGCGUAUGUAGUUACUUACAAGUUUUCUUCCCUGUUAGAAUGUGAGCUCCUUGAGAGCAGGGAUAGUAUUUUUUGCUUUUCAUUGUAUACCCAGUGCUUAGCACAGUG